CGGCAGCCUUGGUGCAGGGAUCUCACCAAAAGCAAGCCGUGUAGCCAGCCAACCCCUCCCCGACUGGUCCGAUCUGCGGUCGCUUUUGUUGGUUUUUUUUUCUUCCCUUCCCUUGUGCAAUGAUCAAGCAGAAAAAAAAUUGCUGAGAUGGGGCUUUUUUGAUCUCCACCUGGAUACCACCUGAACCAACCUUGGAAGAGCUCCUCCUCUUACUGGCACCGGCCUGGGCUCCGUUCUGAGCUCAAAGUGUUCGAGGCAGAAAAGAAAGAACCUUCAUACUGUCAGCCUAUCCACCCACUUUGUUUAGUUUGGAACGCUGCUUGUAACGGGAGCCGUCUCAACCUUCCUAGUAUCCGUUCACUCGGAACAUUCCGCUCGAUACGCAAACGGAAAGACGGAAAUAGCCCCAAGACGAACGACGUGCCCAGGCGGAUAUUCCAUCGAAUCGGGCCCCCACGGCUUAGGAGCUGCAGCAGCUAGGCCCCGAGCUAUCCAGCGCUUCGGGUCGGUUGUCAACGGCAGCAGUCAGUCAUGGACAGCGGAGGGCCAAGCAGCGGCGCAACGCCCAUCGACGAGGACGCGGACCUCUACGAGCUCCUGGGCGUCGACAAGUCGGCGAGCCAAGAUGCCAUCAAGAAGGCAUACCGCAAGGCCGCACUGCAACACCAUCCAGACAAGGUCCCCGAGGAGCGGAGGGCCGAGUCCGAGGUGAAGUUCAAGGCGGUGACGCAAGCCUACGAGAUCCUGCGCGAUGAGCAGAAGCGCGAGCUGUACGACGCCCACGGCAUGGCCGCCUUCGACCCGUCGCGCGGCCCCGGCGGCAUGGGCAGCGGCGAGGGCGUCGACAUCAACGACAUCCUGGCGCAAAUGUUCGGCAUGGGCAUGGGAGGCCCCGGCGGCCCCGGCGGCCCCGGCGGCGGCAUGCCCAGGCGGCCCCGCCGCGGCGCCGACCAGGAGAUGCCGUACGACGUCUCCCUCGAGGAGCUGUACAAGGGCAAGACGGUCAAGUUCUCGUCCAACAAGCGCGUCCUCUGCAGCGUCUGCAAGGGCACCGGCGCCAAGGACAAGGUCAAGCCCCAGGAGUGCGACCGCUGCGCCGGCGGCGGCCGCCAGGAGCGGCUCCGCCAGGUCGGGCCCGGCAUGAUGCGCAGCGAGCUCGUGGCGUGCGACCACUGCCAGGGCAGCGGCACCUACGUUAAGGAGAAGGACCGGUGCAAGAAGUGCAAGGGCAAGUGCACCGUCGCCACCACAAAGGCCCUCGAGGUCUACAUCCCGCGCGGCUCCAUGCACGGCGAGCGCAUCGUGCUCGAGGGCGAGGGCGACCAGCUCCCCGAGCAGACCCCCGGCGACAUCAUACUGGUGCUACAGGAGAAGCCGAACGACACCUUCACGCGCAUCGGCACCGACCUGUCGGCCGACCUGAUCGUGACCGUGGCCGAGGCCCUCUGCGGCUUCAGCCGCGUCGUGCUCAAGCACCUGGACGGCAGGGGGAUUCACAUCGACCACCCGCGCGGCAAGAUCCUGCGCCCGUCCGAGGUCAUCAAGGUCCCGGGAGAGGGCAUGCCGCCCAAGCGGGGCGAGACCAAGGGCGACCUGUACCUGAUCGUUAAGAUCGAGUUCCCCGCCGACGGCUGGCUGGACGGCGACGAUAAGUCAUAUGACGCCCUCAAGGCGCUGCUGCCUCCCCCGGCCGAGCCCAUCGCGGCUGAGGAGACCGAUGAGGUCGAGUACGAGAAGGAUGCCGAUAUUGAAGAGAUGGGUGCGAGCUCGGGCGACCCGCGUUACGGUCAAGAGUGGGAGGACGUCGACGAGGACGAGGGAGCCCCUCAGUGUGCCCAGCAGUAAAAUCGUGACAGGAGUUUCUGGCGGACAGUCCGGGGCAGCUUCCUUUGUUCUAGGUUCCCAGCUUUCUAGAAUAGACUUGGCUCGACGGGGCGGGACAGGCUGUUGAUUUUGGGGUCUUGUAGUAUCACACAUCAAGGCGCCGUUCUUCCUUCGAAUUGGCCGCCAGUGGCAGACGGCAGAUAGCCGCAAGAUGUAGAACAAGACGUGGGUUCGUGCGAGAGCGUGUUCAUUUCUCCGCUUCUUCCUCCCUGGCUCCUCCCUCGGUGCCAAUAGAACGUGACCGCACCA
Messenger RNA from Gaeumannomyces tritici R3-111a-1, 2133 nucleotides. Its product is annotated as chaperone dnaJ 3. The coding region runs from base 532 to 1845 and encodes 437 amino acids. The transcript has 4 exons. The record is from RefSeq and is a predicted model, not a curated record. Gene Ontology annotation, cellular component: cytoplasm. Lineage: Eukaryota; Fungi; Ascomycota; Sordariomycetes; Magnaporthales; Magnaporthaceae. Gene Ontology annotation, molecular function: Hsp70 protein binding; ATP binding. Gene Ontology annotation, biological process: protein refolding; response to heat.